CUAUUUUCUAUACACUCUUGAAAAGCAUUUUGGUUUCUAUUUGUGUAGUCAUAGAGAUUUUGUUACCAAUUUGUAAUCGAUUCUUCAAAUAAAGUUUGUACUAAACAUACAAACAAAAAAUGUCAGAAAACAAAGAGCAAGAAGUAAUUGAUAUAAAAGAUGACACAUUGGAGGAAACAAACGCUGAAAACGAUUUCAAUUUGGAUAAUAACAAUGAGAAUGAAUGCCAAACAACUAAAUCAAAUGGGAGUGAGAAGGGGUUCACAGUGUUUGGGUAUAAGAUGUCUCAAAUAAAAUGGGGAAAUGUGGUAUUUCUAACGGUUAUGCAUAUUCUGGCCGCUUAUGGAUACUAUCACUGCAUUGUAGUCGACAUUAAGGCACUGACCGUCACUUUUAUUUAUAUAAUAUCGUGCGCUUCAGGAUUAGGCAUUUUGGUCGGUUCCCAUCGGCUGUGGGCUCACCGCUCGUUCAAAGCUCGAUGGCCUUUGAAAGUGAUAUUAAUGAUAUUGCAGACAAUGACAGUCAAUGGGAGUAUCUUUUCGUACGUACGCGACCACCGGACACACCAUAAAUGGUCAGACAGUGUGGCCGACCCUAAGAACUCGACCCGUGGUUUCUUCUUCGCACACAUGGGCUGGUGGCUCGUGAAGAAGGACCCGAAAGUGAUACAAUUUGGCAAAAAGUUGUCUUACGAUGACCUCUGGAACGACCCAAUAGUCCGAUUCCAACACCGAUUCUAUACACCGCUCGCUAUUAUCUUCUGUUUCAUUCUUCCGACUCUCACUCCUCUGCUAUGGAGUGAAGACCUGUUAACAGCAUUUGUCUCGUGUGUUGGCAUCAGAGCUGUGGUAGUCCUGCACCACAUGUGGACCGUCAACAGUAUCGCACAUAUAUUCGGGUACAGGAUAUAUGACAAAGAUUUGAGACCCACCGAGAAUAAGCUGGUCGUGUAUAUGUCGAUGGGAGAGGGCUCUCAUAAUUAUCACCAUGCCUUUCCUUACGAUUAUACAACCAGUUACUACAAAUGGUACGAGAGUUACAAUUUGGCCACAGUUUUCAUAGUCAUCUCAUCACUACUCGGUUUGGCGUAUGAUAUGAAGAAACCCACGAAUGAAACGAUUAAACAAUAUGUCGAGAAAAAAGGAGACAUAAUUGAAGUGAAUUUGAUUCAUAAGAAACACAUAUUAAUCCGUUUGAUUAUCGGACUUUGGGACUGGAUUAUGGGUAGCAUAGUGACCUCGUGGCCCAUUUGGACCAUUAUGUUAAUUAAGAUAGCACUCGGAAAACAGUUUUUUUUCUUUGAGUGGAAUGACAUUAUUUUUGCCAAAUAUUUCUGUUCAUAAAUUUAGAAAUCAAUUCAAUUGAUUGUCAGACUUUGGCAAAGAAUGUCAUAUACAUUUUAGUAUAAGAAUAAAACAUGGUAGGCCCUUAAGUAAAUCUUGUAAUUUUGCUCAAUACUGUCGACAAC
Molecule: messenger RNA, 1468 nt
Organism: Oppiella nova
Lineage: Eukaryota; Metazoa; Arthropoda; Arachnida; Sarcoptiformes; Oppiidae
Source: the annotation of a GenBank genome assembly